Vavraia culicis subsp. floridensis is the source of this 2418-nucleotide messenger RNA. RefSeq lists its product as uncharacterized. The record is from RefSeq and is a predicted model, not a curated record. The transcript has a single exon. Gene Ontology annotation, molecular function: ATP binding; ATP hydrolysis activity. Bases 1 to 1884 code for a protein of 627 amino acids. NCBI's taxonomy places the organism in Eukaryota, Fungi, Microsporidia, Pleistophoridae.
AUGAAUCUUGAAUGGCGAAAUAUCGACAUAAGCGUACUAAAUCAUAACAAAAGAUACAAGCAAAAGAGGAUCAAGCUGGUGUCUGACGCCUGUGGACGUGCUGAGAAGGGAUUGCUAGCGAUCAUGGGGCCGAGCGGAAGCGGCAAGACAACGCUAAUAAAAGCACUGGCCGGGAGAUUAGCAAAGGGUUCAUCAUCAACGGGCAUAGUAACGCUAGACGGCGUCGAAAGAGACGUCGCAACGUGGGUCGAUAUCGUUGGAUACGUUGAUCAGGAUGACGCAAUCUAUGAGCAGCUGACAGCUCGUCAAACAGUUACAUAUGCCGCGAAAUUUAGAUUAAAGGACAGGCUCAUAAACAUAAGCGAAAAAGUGGAGAGUUUGUUCAAGAAGCUUGCCAUCACGCACGUUUUGGACUGCCAAAUGUGUAAUCUGUCGGGCGGUGAGCGAAAAAGGGUGAUGAUUGCUGUUGAGCUGGUGACAGACCCGAAAAUAAUAUUUCUUGACGAACCAACAAGCGGACUGGACAACAAUACAACAGUUAAAAUCAUUAAACUGCUCAAAGAGCUGUCUAAAGAAGGAAGAACGAUUCUGUUUACCAUACACCAGCCGGAUGACAUAACAGCUGCCGAGUUCGACGAAAUUCUGCUACUAUCACAGGGACGGUCGGUGUACAUGGGAAAGAUGGUCGAUUGCGAACAGCACCUGAUAUCGCAAGGAUUCGAAAAACAUCCGAGAGAGACAUUCUCUAAUUUUGCCAUGAAGGUACUGAACGUCGAGCCAGGCGUAUAUCAUGAGACAGAGGAGUCGGGCAAGCUCGAUAUGCUGGUAGAAGAGGUCAAACAGCGAUUCAACUUCUCGGCAGAUCAAAAAUCCGUUAAAAAAUCAAACGAUGGGUACGUCAACUUUACGCCCAGCCUCUACCACACCAUGGUGUUGUUCAGUCGAAGGUGCAAACUCGAUCUUUUUUCAAAAAAAAACAUAAUUUCGACUUUAAUAGUAGUUCUUAUGAUAGGAUCGAAUUUUGUUAUCAUGAAGUAUUUGAUAAAUGGCCUGCAAAAAAGAAAAAAUGACAUGAUAAAUGAACUGGGAAAUCGUUAUUCAGAAGAUAAGUACGCUAAGUUAGUUGAUUGUGCCAUAAAUAAUGGAGCAAUCACUAUUUCUUCGGGUUUAAUUUCAUUUCAAAUGUCAUUAAUUCCAAUAAUGACUGGCAUGGCGUUCAAUUCGGAGUACAAAAUGGUGAAAAGGGAAAUCGCGGUCAACACAUACUCCGUUGUAUCGUACUAUUUUUCUGUGCUGAUACUUGAAUAUCUUAGAUGUCUGCCGUUCUUUACCAUUUUUAUGGCGGGAUCCAAGAUAAUACUCGGAAGUGCGCUAUCCCUUACAAUGAUUCUCACCUAUUUUCUCAUGUUUUCUACCGUAAUUGUGGCGUAUCUCUUUUACGGCUCGGUGUUACAGGGCACGAAAAGAGUGAUUUUGAUUUACGGACUAUUUAUCGUGUUCAAUACCGACAGUUUGUGUCAUGCCGUAGCAUUUAUGAGAAAAAAAAAGAGCAUAAGCAAAAUGUUCAUAAUUACUUAUUUGCUUAAUCUGUGUCCAAAUUACGUGUUGGGUGCUUGUCCUGCAAUACACAGCCUCACAAAGCUGGUACGUGAUUAUUCGGACUUGUAUGACUUGAAUGGGAAAAAAAUAAUCGAUCGUUGGAUCAUUUCUAAUUGCGAGGAGCAUCUUAAAAUACUUAAAAGUCUACUCAUAAAUUAUGAGAUCCCGGUAAUAUGCAACUACUUGCUAUGCGUGUUAUUGAUAGCUCUGUAUAUGCUGUUGUGCAUAAUGAUGCUAUCGUUCCAUCUACGGGCCGGUUAUCGCAUAAAGCUCAACGAAAGAUAAAUGUUGUUUCUCUUCAAGGAUUUGUUCGUUUUAAUGACGGAGAUUUCACUUUUUAGACGUGUCAAGGCACGCGGUAGCAGGGUUUUGUUCCAAUGUGGUAUCAGUCACAUCUGCUCAUUACGACGUAUCACAGCUCAGGAGCGAUAGAUCUCCUUUUCCAUGUUGCAUACGACAAUGUCAAUUAAAGCGGUUGGGUGAGCCUGAUAGAUAGUCUGAUAAUGUGGCUGCGCCGUUUUUUGGGCCUUUUAUGAACUACAGGAGCACAGCCUUCCUGUGUUGUAUGAUGCAAAUGUGCGAUAUGAUAAGGGAGAGGUACCAACUUCUUAUGACAGGUGUUAGAUGGCACAUAGAGCGGAGAUGUCAUGCCUUGGAUACGUCGCAAAUCGGUCAGGAAUAAUGAUCAAAAGUAAAUAAAGGCGACCAAAGCCUUCUUGCAAUAUCGAUAAAAACACAGGGUUGCAAAAAAGACUUACCACGAAUGUUCACGUGGUAAGUCUUUUCGAACAUAGUCGAAGAAAUAGACAUAUACACGAA